This is a messenger RNA of Trichechus manatus latirostris (Florida manatee), 1691 nucleotides long. RefSeq names its product neuromedin U receptor 1 (gene NMUR1). Lineage: Eukaryota; Metazoa; Chordata; Mammalia; Sirenia; Trichechidae. The record is from RefSeq and is a predicted model, not a curated record. The transcript has 3 exons. Gene Ontology annotation, molecular function: neuromedin U receptor activity. The coding region runs from base 105 to 1391 and encodes 428 amino acids. Gene Ontology annotation, cellular component: plasma membrane. Gene Ontology annotation, biological process: neuropeptide signaling pathway.
GCACCGCGUCUUUCGGUCCAUCAGUCCGCUGACGCUGUCCUCCUCACACGCGCCGUCCCCGCGCUGGGCGGUGGGCUCCGGGCUAGGGUGGCCCCGCCGACGGCAUGGCCCCUCUCUGCCUCAAUUGCUCCAUCCUCUCUGGAGACCUGCCCCCAGAGAGUACAAGGAUCCCUGUCCCCUGCAAUGGCAGUAGGGCCUGGGGGCUCUUUGAACCCGAGGACCUGAACCUGACUGACGAGAUGCUGAGACUCAAGUACCUGGGACCCCAGCAGACAGACCUGUUUGUGCCCAUCUGUGCCACGUACUUGUUGAUCUUCGUCGUGGGCACCGUGGGCAACGGGCUGACCUGCGUGGUCAUCCUAUACCACAAGGCCAUGCGCACACCUACCAAUUACUACCUCCUCAGCCUCGCCAUGUCCGACCUCCUGGUGCUGCUCGUGGGCAUGCCCCUGGAGCUCUACGAGAUGUGGCACAACUACCCCUUCCUGCUGGGCGCCAACGGCUGCUACUUCCGCACGCUGCUCUUUGAGACAGUCUGCCUGGCCUCCGUGCUCAACGUCACCGCCCUGAGCGUGGAGCGCUACGUGGCCGUGGUGCACCCGCUGCAGGCCCGGUCUGUGGUGACACGGACCCAUGUGUGCCGUGUGCUUGGGGCCAUCUGGGGCCUCGCCAUACUCUGCUCUGUGCCCAACACCAGCCUCCACGGCAUCCAGCAGCUGGAUGUGCCCUGCCGGGGCCUGGUGCCUGACUCUGCCAUCUGCACCCUGGUCCGCCCACAGGCCCUCUACAAGCUGGUGGUGCAGACCACCGCCCUGCUCUUCUUCUGCCUGCCCAUGGCCACCAUCAGCGUCCUCUACCUGCUCAUCGGGCUGCGGCUGAGGCGUGAGAGCAUGCUGCUCAGAUGGGAGGCCAAGGGCAGAGGCGCCGCUGAGGCCAGGUCCAGUGACACCUGCAGCCUGCAGCAGAGGCUGCAGGACAGGGGCCGGAGGCAGGUGACCAAGAUGCUGUUUGUGCUGGUUGUGGUGUUUGGGAUCUGCUGGGCCCCGUUCCACGCUGACCGCCUCAUGUGGAGCCUCGUGUCCCACUGGACAGACAGCCUGCAUCUGGCCUAUCAGUACUUGCACGUCAUCUCUGGCGUCUUCUUCUACCUCAGCUCAGCCGUCAACCCCGUGCUUUACAGCCUCAUGUCCAGCCGCUUCCGAGAAAACUUUCAGGAAGCCUUGUGCUUUGGGGCCCAGUGCUGCCACCACAGACCCCGCCACGGCUCCCACAGCUUCAGCAGGAUGACCACAGGCAGCACCCUGUAUGACCUGGGCUCCCCGGGCGGCAGAGCCCUCCCUCUGGCUGAGAAUGGUGGCCCAGAGGGGCUGCAGGAGACUGACUUCUGCUGAGGGAGCCUCGAAAAAGCUUUAACCGGAGGUCAGAGGGCCACGUGCAGUUUGGGGGGGCCUCAACCUGCCUUCUUUUGCAGAGACGUCUUCAUGACUUGCCCCCUUGUGUCCUGUCCCCACUUCAGCCUAGAAACUCUGACCAGCACCUCAGUGACUCCUGCCCCCAACCACGUGUUUGAGAUUGAGGGCGAUCCUGAGAGAAAGAGGAGUGAUCCCUGAUUGCUGAGGACCGCGUUGCACUAAGCGCCGUACUGUCUUUUACCCCUCAUAAGGGACAUAAAGGUGCAGCUGCCCGCUAGA